Entamoeba histolytica HM-1:IMSS is the source of this 2001-nucleotide messenger RNA. RefSeq lists its product as uncharacterized. Gene Ontology annotation, biological process: SCF-dependent proteasomal ubiquitin-dependent protein catabolic process. Gene Ontology annotation, cellular component: SCF ubiquitin ligase complex. Bases 1 to 2001 code for a protein of 666 amino acids. Lineage: Eukaryota; Evosea; Mastigamoebida; Endamoebidae. The transcript has a single exon. The record is from RefSeq and is a predicted model, not a curated record.
AUGCAGAGAGAUAAUCCAAAUAAUAUGAAACGAAUAAGAAGAAAAAUGAUGUCACUAAAUAUUCCAACAAGACCAUUUUUAUUAACAGAAAACACAGGAUCAAUUAUUCCAACAUUAAGUGAGAUUAUUUUAGAUUCUUUCGGUAGAUUUGAACAAAACUUUUCAUCUCAACAAGAACAGACACCAAUUGCUCUUCCACCUGUUUUAGCAAGUAAAUUAAUUUAUCGAAUAUCAAAUAAUCCAAAUGCAAGUGAAUCAGAUUUAAAUAUUAUUCUUUUCAGAAUACUUUCUUCAGGAACACCAUUACAAGUAAUUGAUCUUCAUCAUACCCAUUUAUUAACUAAAUUUACCUGUAUGAAUUUAUCACAACUUUGUAAUAAUGUUUCUAUUACUACACUUAAUAUUUCAUAUGCAACUGGAAUUUCAUCAGAAUCAUUAAAAGUAUUAUUUAGGUCAUUUAAACAAUUAAAAUAUUUAAAUACUGAAGCAUGUGUUGGAUUUGAUGAUAAUGCAUUUAUUUCAUUAUUAACUAUUCAUCCACCACUUGAAGUAAUAGUUAUUUCUAAUUGUCCAAAAAUUAGUGAUAAAAGUGUUAUUGAAUUAAAGAAUAUUAAUUCAUUAAUAUCAUUUAAAGCUAAUAAUAUUCAAUUAACAAUUUCUAGUAUUUCAGUACUUCAUGGACUUAAAGAAAUAGAGUUAAUGGGAAAUAAUUGUUUAGAUGAUCAAUGUUUAUUAAAAAUAUCACAACUCAAUCCUGAUUUAACAAGAAUAUGUUUUGGAAAUAGUAGAUUAAGUGAUGAAGCACUUCAAAGACUUCUUCAACAAUUAAAUGGAAAUUUAAUUUCAUUAAAUCUUUCAGGAUGUACAAGAGCUGGACCAAUGACAUUAGCACAAUUAUUUAAUUCACAAUUUAAAUUAAAGUAUUUAAAUCUUGCUAAUUGUUUUGGAAUUAAUGGAGAUUCAAUUUUAGAGUCAUACCAUCCUAUGUUUCGUUCAACUCUCUUUCGUUGGUUAGAAGAAAUAGAAUAUCUUAAUAUUUCUGGUUGUAUUCGUCUUUCAGAAGAAUUUAUUACUACAACGCUUAUUGCAUCUCCACAAUUAAGAAGUUUGAUAUUAGAUGAUACUGCUGUCACAGAUCAAUGUUUACAAGAAUUUAUUCAAUCUUCUAUUACUUAUAAUCAAACUGUUAGAAGAUCAAUUCAUACACCAGGAAUGAAAGUUCAUCCUUUAACUUUAUCACUUAAAAGAUGUAUUAGAUUAACUGAUAAUGCAUAUACAAAUCUUUUUCAAACAAGAGGUGUAGAUUUGAUAUCACUUAAUCUUUCUUUUUGUAAUAGUUUAUCUAGUUUAUCAUUAAAUGUAUUUAGUUUAUAUUCAAAUACAUUAACAAGUUUUUAUGCAUCAAAUAAUGAUAUGAUUUCAGAAUAUAGUUGGUUAAAAUUUAUUGCUUCAUGUCCACAAUUAAGAGUAUUAUUUUUAUCAAAUAAUAGAGGAAUAACAAAUGAAGUUAUUAAUCAAAUUAAAAUAUCUUGUCCUUUAAUCUCCCAUUUAGAUAUUUCUUCAUGUCUUUCUAUUAAUCAAUUUGUUAUUCCAAUAUUAUGUAAAAUGCAAUCAUUAGAAUAUAUUGAUAUUUCUUUUGAUGUAAUGAUUAAUGAAGAUGGUAUUAUUUCACUUGUAAAUAGUUUAACUAGACUUUCUACUUUUUGUAUGCAAGGAAUUGCUUUUAAACAAAGUUAUUUAUUCACUGAAGAAGCUCAAUGGUUAAAUUCUUUAAAACUUAAUUUUAUUCCAAUGUGUGGUGAUGAUGUAAUGAGAAAUAUUGCUUCUUAUUGUCCAUUAUUAACUUCUGUUGAACUUCGUAUGUGUAGUGGAGUAACUGAUAAUGGAAUUGAAAUGUUAUUACAAAAAUGUACUAAAAUAUCUCAUCUUGUUCUUGGUGGAACUUCUAUUUCUCAAUUUAAAAUGAUGGAACUUGUUGGAAGAGGUUUGUUUAUUGCUUAA